This is a messenger RNA of Oreochromis niloticus (Nile tilapia), 2186 nucleotides long. RefSeq names its product RAS-like, family 12 (gene rasl12). Gene Ontology annotation, molecular function: GTPase activity; GTP binding. Bases 556 to 1290 code for a protein of 244 amino acids. Lineage: Eukaryota; Metazoa; Chordata; Actinopteri; Cichliformes; Cichlidae. The record is from RefSeq and is a predicted model, not a curated record. The transcript has 7 exons.
AUGAACCUGUGUGCACAGCGUCUGCAAAUCGGCGCUGUACGAAGUCACCUCAUCGUUACGCAAAAUUGUAAGCUGUCAUCUGUGAAGCGUGAGCGGUGUUUGUUUUACCAUAGUUCAUGGUGGAGAAUGGCUGCUCUUCUGAGUUUUGCCCUAAGCAGCCGUAUGAAUGGCAAACUACACUGAUUAGCAGCGGCAUAGGCACACUUAAAAUUUCUUCCGAAAUUUUCGCUUUCUAGUCUUAUCUUACCUUAUCUUAUCUAUUUAAACAAUUUUAUGUAGGUUGUCCUAAUAAUUUGGCUGCUGUAACAGUGCUUUCCUAACUUUUGCAUCGUUAAGGUUUAUCUUGUUAAAGGGAGGCUGCUAAUCUGAUCACAGAUGUGCUUUCUUUUAAUGGGAGAUUUUAACUUGAAAUGGGAACGAAGAUGUGCUGCAGGAAUCUCCUUUGGCACCCAGAAAAGCUUGGACUGUCCCUGUACAGAGCAUCAUCUGAAAGCAGGGGGUAUCUGCCAGGAAUAAGUCUGUGUAACGGUCUGUCUGAAGAUAUUCCUGUCGGUGAUGUUUGGGAAGGUGAAGACGUGUAAUCCUGCUGAAUGUAACCUGGUGAUUCUUGGUGUGAUGGGCUGCGGGAAGUCAGCACUGACAGUCAAAUUCCUCACAAAACGCUUCAUCACUGAAUACGACCCUAACCUAGAAGACAUCUACUCAUCUGAAGAGGUGGUGGACCAGCAGCCCGUCACACUGAGAGUGAUGGACACCUGUGAACAGGAAGGUCCAGUGAACAGUGAACGUUAUCUGUCAUGGGCAAAUGUCUUCCUGGUGGUCUACAGCAUUGAUAACAUGGAGAGCUUUAAUGGCUGUCAGCUGUACCUGCAGACACUUGCCUCACACAACAAAACCUUCAGGCCACAAACUCCCAUCAUACUUCUGGGCAACAAGAAGGACAUGGACAGAUACAGACAGGUCCGUCAGUCGGAUGGUGAGGCCUUGGCGUCUCGUUUUGGAUGUGCAUUCUUCGAGGUGUCAGCCUGUCAAGACUUCCACUCUGUACAGCAAGUCUUCCACGAGGCAGUGAGGAGGGCGAGGAAAGGUGGUGCCUGUGGCUGCUUGGUCCCGGCCAUCUAUGCCAGCGAGGACAAAGCACUUCUGGGUGUCCCAUCCUUUACUACACCAUGUUACAAGGAGCUGCCAGUGCCUGCCAAUGCGAAACUGAUCACAGUGAAGACAUCCAGAGCUCAGAGCAAACGGAGAGCUUCCACUCUCACCUUACUCAAAGGGUUUAAGAUAUUUUGACACAUUCUACUGCAUGUCCUGUGAUACUGUGAAGGACUUGUAGGUCCUUAUGCAGACAGGAUUCCGAAGAAGCAGGAGCAGCUCCACCCUUCACAGACAUUUGGCAGGUUCAACGAAAAAGCCCGAGCAAUCUUAACGGAAGGCUCUUCUUAAUAUGUUGAUUUUAUGUUGAGGUUUUAGUUUGUUUCUCUUAUGACCUCCUUAAUGUUGUCAUACAUCCACUGAAAUGAUGGAUAAACCAAACCAUUAUGUCACAUUAUGUCACUGAGAAAAAGACAUGCAUGCUUUUUAAGCUUGCUCUUCCAAUGUGGUGAGCAGCAUGAAGGAAGUUCUUCCUCUACGCUAAGCAAUGUUUUCCCAUAUUAGAGACAUUUAUACAAACAAUGACAAGUCCGAAAGGCCUUCAAAAACAAAGCACUAUGAUUAAGUGAUUUAUUGUGAUGCAAUAAUAUCUGAGGCAUCAGCACAACACACAAAAGUACUCAAAUCUUAUUAAGUUUUUCCCAUUUCAGUUCACAACACAUGAUGGAGGAAGAAUAGAACAUUCUGUUCUAUUCUUUAGCCACCCCAACACAAACAAUGGUGAAGCCCAUUGGGGGGAACACACAUAAGCAGAUCUGAACUUACACCCAGAAACUUUUUUUUUUUUAGAAUACCUUUACAGGGAACCAUUUUUAUACAACUUUUGUUCCCACAUGGACACAUUUUAUGAGCGCAACCACCCACUGAAACUGUAAUGUAAACUGUUAUGAGCUUUAUUAAGAAUGAAUAAAAAAAGAGACUUGAGCAACUGCUCCGAAUGUUUUCUGAUCAUUUGAGGGUUUCAUAAAAUUUCACUCUGAACUCAUGAAAAUAAGAAUCAUCAGAAAAAUAUUAUUAGCAAUUAUUAAAGCAAA